GCCCUAGAAGCGUCCUCGCCCGCCCUCUAACGGCCGUUGGUGUCGAGGCCUCGCGCCGGCGCUUGGCUCCCUCUCCCGGAGUCUAGCGCUGCCUGCGCGCGCGUCGACUUCCUGUCGCGAGGAAGGCCACGCAGGGGCGGUGACUCCAGGGCCGGCGAGUGCGCGCGAGUGGCUGUCAGUCCGCCCGUCAGCUGGUCUGGACGUCGGCUCUCGGCCGCCAUGGCUGAGAAGCAGGUGGACUUAGCUGGAGGGCCGGAACCUGAUAGUACGGUGGCCUCCAAAGCGGGACCCGAGGCGGCCUCGCCCGCGACCUCCGAGUCCGGCGACUACGACGGCACCUGCGUGUUCUGCCGCGUGGCGGCUGGGCAGGAAACCAACACUGAACUCUUGCACUGCGAGAAUGAAGACCUAGUUUGCUUCAAAGAUAUCCGUCCAGCGGCACUUCAUCAUUAUCUGGUGGUGCCAAAGAAGCAUAUUAGAAAUUGCAAGGAACUGAACAGAGAGCAAGUAGAAAUGGUUGAGAGCAUGGUAGCUGUUGGGAAAGCCAUUCUUGAGAGGAAUAAUUUCACUGACUUUACAGAUGUGAGAAUGGGUUUCCAUAUGCCACCAUUCUGUUCCAUUUCUCAUCUGCACCUUCAUGUCAUAGCACCAGUCAAACAGUUCAGCUUCUUAUCAAAGUUGAUUUACAGACCAGAUUCUUACUGGUUUGUCACAGCUGAUUAUUGGCUUGAAAAGCUAAGAAAAUAAAAAUGUGAACCAUGGACAAGCUCCUCAACCUGACUCGGGAUGAGCUACUUACUGAUUUGUUCUCUUCGAAGUGUAACUGCAGUCUGAAGGUUUGCUGGAUAUACAUGACAGUACCACUGAGUAGCCUUACAUUUUUUUUCUGAAUGUCUAUUUUCUGAGAUCUGUAAUAUAGUUAUGUGAGUACUUUGUCACUGAUUUAUUUGUUUUGUUGCUUAUGUUAGGUUUUAUGCUUAAGAUACUAUAACUAAAAGUUCAUUUAAUACAAAUUUUGCUAAUCAGGAUGACUCCUAUAUUCUUUAAAGUUCAGGUUUCAUUUAUUAGUACUCUUAAUAAUAAUUUAUGAUGAAUAAACUGGCAUAGAAAAUUGAAACCUUUUUACAAUGAAGUAGAAAAAGAAAUUAGCAAUUUUAUGAUAGUUUUAUUGUCUUACACAUAAAUUUUCAAAAUAAAGAAUACCAUACUACCAAUAUUCUCUGAUUUCGAUGAUAGAAACAUUUGUAUAUGUGUCACUGGUUUCAGAAACACACACACAUACACACACACUCAUAUAAUAUAUUAGUUUACCCUUUACCUGAAGCCCAGGAUAGUACCAGACUCUGUAAUGUAUCCUGUGCUUUUUCUAUAUAUGCAUACCUUAGACAGGCAGAGUAAGAGAUUGAUAAUAAUACUAAUAAAAUAGAGCAGUUAUAAGAAGAUACAAUUGAAAUGCUGCCAAUGUCCAUGGUUGUGCUUUGUUGCCAUAUUAAGUUGAUUACAAUUACUAUGGAUACUGUAACAGUUAAUCUGAUAACUGGCAUAGUUACUGUAAGCGGGUAAUGCAUACAGAUUGUGGAUGAUUCAUAUCACAGAUGGGAUAGAGUGGAAUGCUGUGAAAAUUCAUUGUUCUGUGUAGACUUGCAUGCAAUUUAAGAUGUAUGGAUUGUUUAUUUCUGGCAUUUGUUAUUUGAUGUUUUGGGUCAGCCAUAGAUAACUGACACUACUAAAAGUCAGGUCGCAGAAGGUGAAACUUUAGGUAAGAGGGAACUACUUCAGUGUAAUUUUAAAUGAAUAUAGUAACCAACAACAGGUUAUCUAACAAAUUUACCUGUGAGGAGAUAAGGAAAAAUGCAAAUUAGCAAUGUAUGAAAACUAUUGUGAUAUGGUAUGCUUUUGUAGCAAAGGAAAAUGAAAGUGCCUAGUGGUUUGACCCAGUGUUAUGAAAAAAGACUUGAUUUGAAAGUAGAAGGAGACAUCGAUAGGCAGUUUAUCUUGAUAACAUAGUGCUAAUAUUAUUGGUAUAGCAUUUAGUGGAGACUGUUAAUUGGAACUUGUCCUUGGCAUUAUCUUCAGACACAGUGGUGGGUGAAGGGAGAUGGGGUGUUGAAAGAUGAUUCUGCGUUUUGCCGUUGUCUAAUAUUGUUAUGUAUGCAGCAGGACAGAAACAUGAGGACUAGUGCAUUAUAGAAAUCAGCUAAGAUUUCUGUUUAUUGUUUUGGCAUGAUGAUAAGUGACUUUAGGAACACACUAGUUAUUACAAUGCUUGGUUACAGUAUCUAUAGUCAAGUGUUGUCUAGUUUGAUUAAAAUUAAUUAAUUCAGCAAAUAUUUUUUAAUAUUUAAUAAGUGCCAAACACUAUUGGGAUUCAGAACUAAAGAAAUGAUAGAGGUCAGUUGCCAAUGCUAUGGGGUUAGACAAAAAUAAUUUAUUAGAUUUUAGUGUGUUAAAUGUGAUAAAGAGGCCAUGGAAGGAGACCACUACUGAGAAUAGGUAGUAAGUGGGGAACACCUAAAUUCAAGAUAGUGUUAGGCUGACAAAUGGUGGAAAGCUGAGAACCGAGUUCUGUUUCCACUGUUAAUUUAUAGAAACAUUUGAAUUUCAGCGUCUUCACUUGAGGUGGAGAAAGGGGUUUUCGUGCAGAGGCUAAUAUCAAAUUUAGAUUUAUAGGUUUUAUAGCACUGCCUUGUAUAAUAACUUUCUGAUCAUUUGCAUAGCUAGCAAUCACAGUUUUUUCUAUACCAGUAAAAAUAUGACAAACUUCAGGAAAGGUGCAACCUUUGAAUGUUUUACUCUGAACUUGCAGUGAUGUAAUUUACCCCAUGAUGAGAGUACCUGGAAGAUGGUCAGGGUAUUGUUUAAAUGCCCUUAGGGGGUCUUUAAAAAUGUAAUUAGCUGGUUGAUUGUGUUUGUAUAGGUUUAUAUCUUCUCAAGGGGCAGAGUGAGUAAAGGUGCUUUCUGUCUGACAGUAAACCCUGAGGACCUGUGUUUGAUCUCUGAGUUUAUGUAAGGGUGGAAGUGAAAAGAAAGGAGCCUACAAAGUUGUCCUCUGACUAGUACACAUGACCUCUGUAGAUCUUCCCACGCAUUAUAAAUAAUGCACAUAUACACCGAGAUAAUAAAAUUAAAAAAUCACUAAAAGAACAUUUUUAAUGUAAUUUUUCUUUACUUAUAAAGAUGAAUAAUCAAAUUACAGUUAAAAUCCGCUUAGUCUUUUUAUUAGUGUUUGGUUACUUGUUACCUAUCCACAACAUCAAUUCAAAGCAAAGCUAAUUAAUAGUGUGUCUUAGUCACUGUUCUAUUGCUAUGAAUAGACACCUUUGCCAAGGCAACUUUUAUAAGAGAAAGCAUUUAAUUGGGGGCUUGUGUACAGUUUCAUAGGUUUGGUAUGUUGUUAACAUGGCACCAUGCAGGCAGCUCUGGAGUAGUAGCUGGGAGCUGUGUUGUGAUCUGUAUGCAGGGAGAGAGAGAGAGAGAGAGAGAGAGAGAGAGAGAGAGAGAGACUGGCCUUUUGAAACAUACUUCCUCCAACAAGGCACACCACGGCGUUAAGACCACACCUAACCUUUCUAAUCCUUCUCUAACAGUUCCAUGCCCUAGUGACUAAGCAUGCAAAUAUAUGUGACUAUGGGGUCCAUUCUCAUUCUGAACACCACAUAAAAUGUUUAAAAUAGUAUUGAGAACAUUAUGCAUGUGAUGCUAAUGUAUAAUUAUAAAAUUAUUAUGAUAAAGUAACUAGAAAAUAAAAAUAAAAAUGGA
Molecule: messenger RNA, 3759 nt
Organism: Alexandromys fortis (reed vole)
Lineage: Eukaryota; Metazoa; Chordata; Mammalia; Rodentia; Cricetidae
Gene: Hint3
Product: histidine triad nucleotide binding protein 3
Exons: 5
Coding region: 220-747 (175 amino acids)
Molecular function (GO): catalytic activity
Source: RefSeq, a predicted model, not a curated record